Molecule: messenger RNA, 2166 nt
Organism: Rotaria socialis
Lineage: Eukaryota; Metazoa; Rotifera; Eurotatoria; Philodinida; Philodinidae
Source: the annotation of a GenBank genome assembly
AUGGCAAAUCCUAUGAACCGAAGACGAUGUCAUCCUAGUAAUCGUCGAACAAAACCAGUAACUACAAUAGCUGACGCAGAAAAUCCUGUAUCAGCAUCCCAAGAAAUUUUUGAUCAAUGUGAAAAAUUAAAACAAAAAAUUCUCUCAUCACCAAAUGGUAAAAUAGAAAUAUGGACAUAUCGACAAGAACUACUUGAUCAAUAUGAACAAUUAAUUCUGUGCGAUCUUGAUUAUGCAAUCGAAAAAAAAAUCGAACAUGAUCUAUGGACAAUUAUUUUCAAAAACGAAAUCAGCUAUAAACAAGAACAAUUAAAAGAGAAUAGUCAAAAUCCAAUGAAACGAGCAGAAAUUCAGACUAGUUUACAGAAUUUCUACGAAUAUGCAAGCGGUUAUUAUAUGAAAUUAUUACAAGAUGUUGUUCAUUCGUAUAAUUUUGAAAAUUCUAUUUGUAAAUUAACUUUUCCAUUGUUACAAAAACGAAAUCAGUAUUCAACUCAGAAUCGUUCCUGUAAAGAAGCUUCAAUGCUAUAUUUUAUUCAACAUAUUCUCGUUCAUGUCGGUGACUUAAAUCGCUAUUCAAAUCAUAUUGAUCUAGCUAAAACAUUCUAUCAAUAUGCUAUACAUACAAUUCCCUGUUUAGGUCAACCCUAUAAUCAAAUAGCUAUAUUACAUGAAAUGAAAAAUCCUUCGUCGUUGUUAACGCCAGGACAAAAUCAAUUGAUCACAGCCUAUUAUUACAUUCGUAGUAUCGCAAUAAAAGUUACAUUUCCAUUAGCAAUAUCAAAUUUAGAGAAGCUAUUUCAACGCCUAAAAGACAUACCGAUAACACGCUAUGAACAACAACAAAAUGAUUUUUUAACAUUAUUUUUACAAAUAAUAGCGAUGAUAAAUUUGGAAGCUAAUCUUGAUGAUAUUCAAUCGUUUAUUAAUUUAUUUCGGACGAUAAUAAUAAAAAAUUUCAAUCAAUUAAAUUUCAUUCAAAUGAUAACUAUCAUUAUGUUUACGUUACAUCGUACAUUAGAUUUACUGCCGCGAUCAUCAUCAUCGAAAAAACCUGAAUUACAAUUCGAUAUUACUCUACAGCUAUUUAUUAUGAUUAUUGAACAAUGCCUCGAAGCAAUGCAAUUACCAUUAUCAAUGAUGAUCAUCGAUGAACAACAUAUUUUACCUAUACUCUAUCUUUCGUUUGCUUAUCUAUCGAAUAUACAAAAAUUCAAAACGGAACUAUUCGAACAUCAUGUUUUCAAACAAAAACCAUCAAUGUGGCAUUCAUUAGCAAAACUGUUACGAUCAUUUGGAGUUUACGCAUCAAGUCUUGAUGUUUCUAAAGGAAAGAAUGAAACGAGUGGAUCGUUAUUUUUUAAAUAUAGUGAUUAUCCUCUCGUUGAAGAACGUGCGUUAGAAUGUUAUACGCCAUUAAAUGAUAUCAUAAAAUCAUAUAGUUUUAAAAAAUAUGGUGAGGACGAUGACGAAACAAUAAAUGAACAUGUGAGCGAAAAAGAUGUUAGACAACUGCGCAAGUUACGUUUGGUUUCAAUCGUACGAAACCUUUGUCAAAAAAACGAUGAUAAAACAAAGAAGAAAAUUUUCGAUCAUCUAAUAACUUAUGCUAAAGAUGAAAUUGUUUGUUUCGAAUCUUCAUCACCGUUGAUACAGCAAAUUCCUUCGUCAAAUUUUGGUGUACCGGGGGAUCGACGUAUUACACAGAAACCAACUACCGACGAACAAAAACCCUACAAUCCAAGUGGUGCUAAUGUUAAAACACCGCGUGGCGCUAGAAAUGUUGCAUUGAGACAAUUUCUCGAACCAGCUCUGGCCGCAUGUGAAUCUGCAUCAACUACUCGUUCUCUUAAUCAAAAGAAUACAUCGAAUGAAACAAGUUCAUUUCCACCACCACCACCAGCACCUCCUCCUCCUCUAACUGAACCGUUUAUUGGCGAUUCAGAUGCUUGGCCACGUUUACCCUCUUCAUGCGAUUCAAAAGAUCUUUUUCAACAGCAAUCAUUUGAUUAUGAAUCACGUCCUGAUUCAGUAUGGAGUAAUACUGAUGAUUCGAAAGAUCAAUAUGCUUUUCAAUCACAAACGUUGGCAACACCUGCUCAACAAAUACUUGCACCGGGUUUAAUGUUUUCGCAACCACUAUCAAAGCAUAAUCCUAAACAAUAG